AUGAAGCUCGACACGAAAGCUCUGCGAUACCUCAAUCCAACCGACUGGCGGGUGCUUGCUGCCGUCGAAGCCGGGAGUCGCAAUCAUGAAGUCGUCCCAACCACACUAAUCGUCAAUCUUUCGAAGUCCGCUGUAGGUGAUGUCAACCGCAGCAUCUCAUUGCUUGCCAAAGCAAACCUGAUAGCGAAGGUGAAAAAUGCCAAAUACGAUGGUUACAGGCUGACCUAUGGCGGCCUUGACUAUCUGGCUCUACAUUCCUUGCAGAAGAGCAACACUGUGUACAGCGUGGGGAACCAGAUCGGUGUUGGCAAGGAAAGUGAUAUCUUCGUUGUCAGUAAUGAGAAGGGUGAACAACGGGUACUCAAGAUCCACCGACUGGGUAGGGUCAGCUUCAAGAAAGGUGUGCGAAAUAAACGAGAUUAUGCCAGAACAAAGGCACAGAAAGAGAGAGGCGCCGGCAGCUGGAUGUACAUGUCGCGCUUAGCUGCUGUCAAAGAGUUUGCCUUCCUGCAAGCCCUGCACGAAGCGGGCCUCAGUGUGCCAACCCCACUAGGGCAAAAUCGGCAUCAACUGGUCAUGUCCUUAAUCGACGGCUUCCCUCUGCGACAGAUCGAAAAGGUUCCAGAUCCUGCGGGACUCUACGCAGAGCUGAUGGAAAUGCUUGUGCGUUUGUGCUCACUUGGACUCAUCCAUGGAGAUUUUAAUGAGUUCAAUAUUUUGAUCAAAGAGGAGCAGGCGGACGACAUCCGACUUGUGCCGGUCCUGAUUGACUUCCCGCAGAUGGUCAGCGUGGAUCACCCCAAUGCCGAAUUUUAUUUCAACAGAGAUGUUGGCUGUGUCAAGCGCUUCUUCUCAAGACGCUUCGGAUUUGUUAGCGAUGACGAGGGCCCCGUCUUUGCAGAUGCAAAGCUACAGCUUGGGAAAGACGGGUGCAAGAGGCUCGACGUCGAGGUUGAGGCUUCGGGAUUUUCCAAGAAGAUGGCAAAAGAGCUUGAAGCGUAUAUGAAAGAGCAUGGUGUGGACGGCGACGCCGGAAAGGAGAGAACCCACGUUCUCGACACCAGUGGCUCAGAGGUCGAGGAUGAGGAUGAGGAUGAUGACCAAGAAGAUGGAACCGACGAGCCAUCAGAGGGAUUACCUGCCGCAGGAUGA
Cladophialophora carrionii CBS 160.54 is the source of this 1152-nucleotide messenger RNA. RefSeq lists its product as uncharacterized. Gene Ontology annotation, cellular component: cytosol; nucleus; preribosome, small subunit precursor. The record is from RefSeq and is a predicted model, not a curated record. Gene Ontology annotation, molecular function: protein serine/threonine kinase activity; ATP binding. The coding region runs from base 1 to 1152 and encodes 383 amino acids. Gene Ontology annotation, biological process: protein phosphorylation; maturation of SSU-rRNA. The transcript has a single exon. Lineage: Eukaryota; Fungi; Ascomycota; Eurotiomycetes; Chaetothyriales; Herpotrichiellaceae.